GACUACUAUGACUGCCUUGGCGUUGCAUCUGAUGCCAGCCCCGAAGAGAUCAAGCGCGAAUACUACCGCCGCGCGCGCGAGCUACACCCAGAUCGCAAUCCCGACGACGAGGCUGCGAACCAAAACUUUCAGCGGCUGAGCAUGGCUUAUCAGGUGCUCUCAGACCCAAACCUGCGGGCCGCUUAUGAUCGU
Messenger RNA from Monosiga brevicollis MX1, 192 nucleotides. RefSeq lists its product as uncharacterized. The record is from RefSeq and is a predicted model, not a curated record. The annotation marks the transcript as partial. Lineage: Eukaryota; Choanoflagellata; Craspedida; Salpingoecidae. The transcript has a single exon.